This is a messenger RNA of Moneuplotes crassus, 3723 nucleotides long. The record is from the annotation of a GenBank genome assembly. Lineage: Eukaryota; Ciliophora; Spirotrichea; Euplotida; Euplotidae.
UCUGAAAUGGCUUCAGACAUGGAAUAUGCUUUCUCGUACCUGAGAGAGCGCAGCAAGUACUUCAGACUUGACAUAAUCUUGUUGUACUUCACCAUCCCUGCUUAUAUCUACUAUUUCGAGAUGAGGGUGUUUGACUCAGAAGACUUAGCGGCAAAUUUUUCCUUAAUGGGACUCUGCUCGUUCCAUAUGCUCUUGUUCUUCCUGCCCUUCUGGUCAAAUGCGAUCAUGGCGAAGUUCCAGUAUUCAACUUGCAGCGACAUCGAGCAUGCAACUCAUAUAUAUGUCAAGGCAUUUAACAAGAAGCAGCAUACUACGCACACAGCAAUAGUUCCUGUUUUGUAUUUCGAAGAUAGCUAUUCCAACACAGAUGACUCCCAAUGUUACAUCGAAUACAAGAAGAAAAAGUUUAUUUUCGGCAAGAACCAAGAAGGAGACUACGACUUUCAUGGCCUAAAAUUCCCUGAGCACGAGACUUUCGAAUUCUACAGCAAGCAAACAGGAUAUAUGAAGAACAGAGAGGUUGAAAAAGCAGAGGAAAAAUAUGGAAUAAAUGAACUGGAAAUCCCCUUGCCUGACUUCUCAGAAAUUUUCAAGGAGCAUAUGGUUGCUCCAUUCUUUGUAUUCCAGAUUUUCUGUACCUUACUAUGGCUGAUGGACGAGUACUGGUACUACUCCCUUUUUACCUUGGCAUUAUUAAUGUUUGCUGAAAGCACAGUCGUAUUCCAAAGGAAGAAGAACAUGGAGAGACUCAGAGCAAUGAGGAUUCACCCGUUCGAUCUCUACGUGUUAAGGAAGGAAGAAUGGGUUCUCAUCUCAUCCCAAGAUCUUCUCCCAGGAGAUAUAUGUCUGCUCAAUACUAACAGAAAGAAGACUAAGAAAGAGGCUAAAAAGGAAGAAAAGAAAGCAAUUAAAGAAGAAAGCAAGGACAACAAGGACGAUAAGAAAAAUGAUAAAGAUAAGAAGAAAGAUAAAAAAGAACCUGAACAGAAGAACUAUAUUCCAUGCGAUAUGCUAGUGCUUCAUGGGAACGGAAUCGUUGACGAAUCUAUCUUGACAGGUGAAUCAGUCCCUCAAGUAAAAGAAUCUAUCACAUAUCGCGACCCUAAUGAGAAGUUAGAUGUUGUCGAAAAACAUAAGAUGCAUAUACUUAAUGGGGGGACUGAACUUGUACAGACCUAUGCCAUGCCUCAGCUUCCUAAGCAUAUUCCGAAACCUCCAGCUAACGGAAUUGUAGGAUAUGUCCUCAGAAACGGAUUCGCAACCAAAAAGGGUAAACUGAUGAGAACAAUUCUUGACACCACUGGAAGAGCAACAGUUGAAAGCAAAGAAGCAUACGUGUUCUUAUUUAUCCUCUUUAUAUUUGCAUGUGUUUCUUCUGGAUAUGUCUUAAACGAAGGACUAAGAGAUGAGAGCAGGAACAAAUACAAGUUACUGCUAAGAUGUAUUAUAAUCUUGACUUCAGUCGUUCCUCCAGAACUUCCAAUGGAACUUUCUUUAGCAGUAAAUUAUUCAAUGAUGGAGAUUAUCAAAAAGUUUAUUUUCUGCACUGAACCCUACAGACUUCCUUUAGCAGGAAUGAUAGAUGUCUGAUGAUAUGACAAGACUGGAACUCUUACAGCAGAUGAGCUCAUUGUUGAAGGCUGAGUAGGUAUCGACCCUAACUGAGGAAAAGAGAUUCUUCCCAUCAAAGAAUUAGAAAGUAAAAACAUCCAUUCUAUCCAUAUAAUUGGAGGAUGUAAUACUCUCGCUCAGGUCGAUGGAAAACUCAUCGGAGACCCACUUGAGAAGAGUGCCUUUGAAGCUAUAAAAUGGGAGAUCGAGCCAAAUAGCAACCUGUUCCAAGUUCCAGGAGGGAGAGUUAGGAUCUCAACCCAAAAGAAAUUCUUAUUCGACUCUACUCUCAAAAGGAUGUCUACUAUUUCCGUGAUUAAAGAAGGUAAGAGCCAGAGAACUAAGGUGUUGUGUAAGGGAGCUCCAGAAGUCAUCAGCAAAUUGCUCUCCAAUAUCCCUGAGAAAUAUGAGGAAUACUGCAAUUAUUAUGUAAAGCACGGCUACAGAGUCAUUGCAAUGGCUCAUAAGAUCAUACCAGACAAUCUAAAGGCUGAUAAAAUUAAGAGGGAAAUGGCUGAGAAGGAUCUAGAAUUUGAUGGAUUCCUCAUCUUCCAGUGUCCAAUGAAGGAAGACACUAAAGAACAUAUCAAUAAAAUCAUUGAUGCUGAUUGUAAAGUAAAGAUUAUCACUGGGGAUAACAUCCUGACUGCUGCUUAUGUUGCUUCCAAGCUCAAUAUUGUCAGGAAUAAUGACAAAGACGAGAAGGAAGAAUCAGUUGCGUUUGCAAAAAUUGAUGAGGAGAAAAAGUGCAUCAACUGGAUGGAUUACGACAAUAACAAUGUCAGCACAAGCCACUUCAAGCUGAUGAACUUUAUCGCUAUUGAAAAGAUGUCCCAGAGCUAUAUCCUUUGCAUCGGAGGGAAAGAGCUGGACCUUGUUAUUUCCAUGAUGGACCCUAAAGAUAUUUCAAAUUUGAUAUACAAUAUACACGUGUUUGCAAGGACAUCACCAGCCCAGAAAGAUUAUAUCAUCAGAAUGAUCAACAAACUGGGUAAAUACACUGCAAUGUGUGGAGAUGGUACUAAUGACGUCGGAUCACUUAAAAGCGCCACAAUAGGAAUCGCGGUCCUCAAUGGGAAGGUCAAGAAAAAGGAAGAAGAAAAAGAAGAGGAAAAGAAGCAAGAUGGAGAGAUAGUUGAAGAAGAAAAGAAAGAGCCCAAACUUAAGUCUCCAAUAUGGUGGCCAAGCCAGCAAGAUUACCAAAGAAUGUCAAUGGCAGAGAUCAGAAAGAAGCAGCAAGAGCAUAUGCAGCUUUAUAUGAAACAGAAUAAGGGCAAAAAGGGAUCACCUUUUGGCAACAUGAAUGACCUUAUGAUGGAUUCUACUAUGGCGGAACUUGGAGAUGCAUGUAUUGCUGCUCCCUUUACUUAUAAAUUUGAGUCUAUGAGUUGUGUAAACACUGUAAUCAGCCAAGGAAGGACUACUAUAACUACUACUUAUCAAAUGUACAAGAUUCUCGCUCUGAACUCAAUGAUUUCAGCAUAUUCGAUGAGUACACUCUAUCUUGAUGGUGUUAAAAACGGAGAUUUUCAAAUGACGAUGCUUGGAAUGGCAAUGGGUAUUCUUUUCUUACUAAUCUCCCUGAGUAAACCCCUAGAAAACCUAUCAAAGCUAAGACCACCAAAGAGUAUUUUCUCCCCUAGCAUUGUAAUUUCAGUUCUCUUACAAUUCACCUUCCACUUUGUGACUUUGGUAUACAUUGUGAGUGCAACUGAUCCAUUCAUUAUCCGUGAUGAAUCAACAAAGCCAGAUACAGAUUUCAAACCAAAUCUUAAAAACAAUGUGGUUUUCCUUUACUCUUGGACAAUGACAGCGACCACAUUCCUAGUAAACUACGAAGGAGCUCCAUUCAUGCAGUCAUUCAAGGAAAACUCUAAACUAUUCAAAGGAAUCUUGGUUAUGUAUGGUAUUGCUCUGGUGGCUAUCCUUGACUUCUCAGACACUAUUCGUGAGAACUUUGAGCUAGUUCCAUUCCCAAAUGAGUCAAUCCAACAGAAGAUCAUCAUUGCCUUGACUAUUGACACCAUCCUCUGCAUUGUUUGUUGCGAAGCAGUCAAGAGAAUUAGCCGUAAGCUUCAACUCUCCUCUAAGAGCAAUUAAGGCCAGCCAUUA